Messenger RNA from Vanessa tameamea, 812 nucleotides. RefSeq names its product charged multivesicular body protein 6-A (gene Vps20). Bases 150 to 770 code for a protein of 206 amino acids. Gene Ontology annotation, biological process: vesicle budding from membrane; late endosome to vacuole transport via multivesicular body sorting pathway. Lineage: Eukaryota; Metazoa; Arthropoda; Insecta; Lepidoptera; Nymphalidae. Gene Ontology annotation, cellular component: multivesicular body; ESCRT III complex. The record is from RefSeq and is a predicted model, not a curated record. The transcript has 2 exons.
GACACUUCAAUAUGAUUGUAUUAUAUUAUUGUAAUCAUUCCUAUUUGUAAUGUAAGUUGAUAAUAAGAUACGUUUUCAACAGUAAUGUUAUUUUCCAUAAAUAUUGUGCUUUUAUUAUUGUUUUAAAUAUUUCAAAUAGUGUAAGUAAAAUGGGUGGGCUAUUUAGUAAAAGUAAGAAACCAGUCAGUAGAGUCACUGAACAAGAUAAAGCAAUCUUACAAUUGAAGCAACAAAGAGAUAAGUUAAAACAAUAUCAAAAGAAAAUUGAAUUAAAUUUAGAGAAAGAUCGGCUUUUGGCUAAAAAAUUAUUGGCCGAAGAUAAGCGCGACAGAGCGAAGUCACUACUUAAAAAGAAAAGAUAUCAAGAAAAUUUACUACUUAAUGCUGAUAUUCAGUUAGAAAAAUUAGAACAACUUACGCAUGAUCUAGAAUUUACUCAAAUUGAAGUACAGGUUCUGGAUGGUUUAAAGACUGGAAACGAAGCUCUGAAAAAAGUUCAUGAUAUUCUUAACAUUGAUGAUAUAGAAAAGAUUUUGGACGAAACAAGAGAGGGUAUAGAAAAACAAAGAGAAAUAGAUGAACUAAUUUCUGGUCAAUUAACUGAAGAGGAUAAUGAAGCCAUUGAUGCGGAACUCGAAGCAAUACUUGAUGUGAAGGAUGAGUUGCCUGAAGUGCCUACAGAUAAAUUGCCUGAUGUAGUUGAAGAGAAGGAACCUGAAAGACCUCAAAGAACAAAAUCUAGCACGAAGAAGAUUGCUGUUGAGGCCUGAUAAUAUAAUGAUGUUUCUAUGUUUAUAGUAUAUUAUGAAUUA